This is a messenger RNA of Cervus elaphus (red deer), 2758 nucleotides long. RefSeq names its product glucose-6-phosphate isomerase (gene GPI). Gene Ontology annotation, biological process: glucose 6-phosphate metabolic process; gluconeogenesis; glycolytic process. Lineage: Eukaryota; Metazoa; Chordata; Mammalia; Artiodactyla; Cervidae. The record is from RefSeq and is a predicted model, not a curated record. Gene Ontology annotation, cellular component: cytosol. The transcript is spliced from 18 exons. Bases 809 to 2482 code for a protein of 557 amino acids. Gene Ontology annotation, molecular function: glucose-6-phosphate isomerase activity; monosaccharide binding; carbohydrate derivative binding.
CUUCGUUUAAACCUUUCAAUGGUUUCCCAAAUCUGUGGGAAUAAAACUCAAAGUUCUCACAAUAACUUCUUGCUUUCCUUCCCUCUCUGACCUCAUCCUCUAUCACUCUCCCCUCCUUCACUCCGCUCCAGCCACACUCGCCUCUUGCUGUUGCUAAAAUAUCAGCGUGCUUUCCUUAGGAAUUUUGCAGCUCCUCUUCCCUUUGCCUGAACACUUCUCCCCCAGAUUUCCAAGUGGCUUGCUUUCUCAUCUUCUUCAGGCUUUUGCUGAAAUGUCACCUCCUUAGUGAGUUUCGCCUUGACCAUUCUAUUCAGAAUUGCAUCUUCUAUUCCCAGCACCCUUUUCAAUUUCCCUUUUCUCAGUAGCACUUACCAGCAUCUGAUAAGCCGUGUAUUUUACUUGUCACCUAAGCGUCCCGAACACCUGGAACACUGCCUGUAACACAGAAAGUUUUGGAGGGAGUUGUGUCAAGUGAAUGAAUGAAUGAACGAAUAAACUAAUGAAGCAGGCAGAAGCUCGGCCUCUGUUCCCCAAUCAAUUCCAGGCAGAGGCUGGCAGAGUAGCAGUAGUCCAAGUGGCUGCCAGUUAGCAAGGAGAGAAGAGCUGAGGCUCCGGAUCCUCGGCUGUGGGCUUGGUUGCCCCCGGGGCGCGGACGGAGGAGCGGGCCGGGGCGGGGCCAGGGGCGGGGCGGGGCGGGCGCCUGCGCCAUAAAGCUCGCUGCGCGCCGGGGCCCUCUGCCUGCUGUGCGCCGCUCUCCACGCUUCCUACUCGGUGCUCGCCCAGGUCCGUGUUCCCAGCCACUCACGCCAUGGCCGCGCUCACCCAGAACCCGCAGUUCAAGAAACUGAAGACAUGGUACGAGCAGCACGGCUCUGACCUCAACUUGCGCCGCCUUUUCGAAGGGGACAGGGACCGCUUUAAUCGCUUCAGCUUGAACCUCAACACCAACCAUGGGCACAUUCUGGUGGACUACUCCAAGAACCUGGUGACGGAGACUGUGAUGCAGAUGCUGGUGGACCUGGCUAAGUCCAGGGGUGUGGAGGCCGCCCGGGAGCGCAUGUUUACCGGUGAGAAGAUCAACUUCACUGAGGAUCGGGCUGUGCUGCACGUGGCCCUUCGGAACCGCUCAAACACACCCAUUUUGGUGGAUGGUAAGGAUGUGAUGCCAGAGGUCAACAGAGUCCUGGAGAAGAUGAAGUCUUUCUGUCAGCGUGUCCGGAGCGGUGAAUGGAAAGGGUACUCGGGCAAGGCCAUCACGGACGUCAUCAACAUCGGCAUUGGUGGCUCUGACCUGGGACCCCUCAUGGUGACCGAAGCCCUCAAGCCGUACUCUGCAGAAGGUCCCCGGGUCUGGUUUGUCUCCAACAUUGAUGGGACUCACAUUGCCAAAACGCUGGCCACCCUGAACCCCGAGUCCUCUCUCUUUAUCAUUGCCUCCAAGACCUUCACCACCCAGGAGACCAUCACGAACGCAGAGACGGCGAAGGAGUGGUUUCUGCUGUCGGCCAAGGACCCUUCUGCAGUCGCGAAACACUUUGUUGCCCUGUCCACCAACACUGCCAAAGUGAAGGAGUUUGGAAUUGAUCCUCAAAAUAUGUUCGAGUUCUGGGAUUGGGUAGGAGGCCGCUACUCGCUGUGGUCAGCCAUCGGACUCUCCAUUGCCCUGCACGUGGGGUUUGACAACUUCGAGCAGCUGCUGUCGGGGGCUCACUGGAUGGACCAGCACUUCCGCACGACGCCCCUGGAGAAGAACGCCCCCGUGCUGCUGGCUCUGCUGGGCAUAUGGUACAUCAACUGCUUUGGGUGUGAGACGCACGCCAUGCUGCCCUAUGACCAGUACCUGCACCGCUUUGCUGCCUACUUCCAGCAGGGUGACAUGGAGUCCAAUGGGAAGUACAUCACCAAGUCCGGCGCCCGUGUGAACUACCAGACAGGCCCCAUUGUGUGGGGGGAGCCAGGGACCAAUGGCCAGCACGCCUUCUACCAGCUCAUCCACCAAGGUACCAAGAUGAUACCCUGCGACUUCCUUAUCCCGGUCCAGAGCCAGCACCCCAUAAGGAAUGGUUUGCAUCACAAGAUCCUCCUGGCCAACUUCUUGGCCCAGACUGAGGCCCUGAUGAGGGGGAAGUCGACAGAGGAGGCCCGGAAGGAGCUACAGGCUGCUGGAAGGAGUCCAGAGGACUUUGAGAAGCUGUUGCCCCACAAGGUCUUUGAAGGAAAUCGCCCGACCAAUUCUAUAGUGUUCACCAAACUCACGCCAUUCAUUCUUGGAGCCUUGAUUGCCAUGUAUGAGCACAAGAUCUUCAUUCAGGGCGUUAUCUGGGACAUCAACAGCUUUGACCAGUGGGGAGUGGAGCUGGGAAAGCAGCUGGCUAAGAAAAUUGAACCUGAGCUUGACGGCAGCAGCCCAGUGACUUCUCACGAUUCUUCCACCAAUGGGCUGAUCAACUUCAUCAAGCAGGAGCGCGAGGCCAGAAGCUAAUAAACUCGUGCCCAGCAGUAGCCCCUGUUGUGACUGGUCCUUCUUGUCUGCCUGCCCAGAGUCUGCACUGCAUGGUCCUGCCCAGAGCACCCUCUGGUUUUGGGCUUGGACCACGAGCCCUUUGGGGGAAGCUAGUCUGGAGUUGCCACCCCUGCCCUCUCAGUGUCCACACCCUCUCUGUUCUACAAUUGGCUGAAGUGUUUCAGUGCAACUGAUUUUUCUGAUCUAUGUUUAUUGUUUGUGUACCAGGAAGAAAAAUAAAUAUGUCACAAAGGA